Molecule: messenger RNA, 2559 nt
Organism: Cyphellophora europaea CBS 101466
Lineage: Eukaryota; Fungi; Ascomycota; Eurotiomycetes; Chaetothyriales; Cyphellophoraceae
Exons: 3
Coding region: 1-2559 (852 amino acids)
Source: RefSeq, a predicted model, not a curated record
AUGCAUCAUGCUCGGGCCGAGCAUAUAGCUGCCAUCGUCCACUACGAUGUUGCCUUCACCAUACUGUCCAUAUUCACGUCACUGGCGGGAUGUAUCACAACACUUGAGCUGCUACAUCGAAGGACUUCGACCAAGGGUCUCUUCAAUUGGUUCCUGUUCAUCGGAGCAUGUAUAGCCAUGGGUGGCACCGGUAUCUGGUCCAUGCACUUUAUUGCCAAUCGUGCUGUCAUCAUCGGUGAUGGGACCGCCCCCGAGCAGAUUCAGUACAGCCCUGGCUUUACUGCCCUGUCAGUCUUCUUACCCGUGCUUGUGCUCGGUGCCGCCUUCUACUUCCUCGGCACCGACCGUUCGAAAGCCCGACCCCUCUAUCUCACCCUAGCUGGUGUACUCACCGGCACCGCUGUCUGCGGCAUGCACUACGUGGGCAAUGCUGGCAUCCAAAAUUACCGUUGUCAAUAUCGAACCGCAAAUGUCGCGGGCGCUGCCGUCAUCGCUGUCGCUGCUAGCCUAGUCGCGUUGAGCGUCUUCUUCCAGCUUCGCGAGAGGUGGACGGAUAGCUGGUGGAAGAGAGCUUUGUGUGCUGUCGUGCUGGCAAGCGCCGUGUGCGGCAUGCACUGGACUGCCGCUGUUGGAACAACCUACCUGGGGCUGGGAGGAAAUACCUAUCAGGGCACGACGCGUGUCCAGACUGUUAUUGUUUGUGCGGUCCUGUCUAUCGGUUGCUGCCUUGUCCUCCUGAUAGUCGCCGUCGUCAGGGGUCAGAAGAUACGGCGGACUAGAACUCGUGCUCAGCAAGUCGUCCUCGCCUGUGCUUACUUUGACGAAACAGGUCGUAUCAUGGUUACCCAGGAGGGCGCCUUUCCUUGCCACAAGAUCACCAACAGAUAUUUCGAGAAAAAUUUUGGCGAGGAUGAACUGAGCCGGUCACAUCCUACGUUCUUGUGGAUCUUUAGGGCAUCCAGGAAUUGGUCAGCGGUCAAGGAGUUGGUACCCGGCAUGAUUGAGCAUCUCGACUCCGACCCACAUGCCCGUCAGUACCGACCAGGUUACAGUACACCGUCCAGUGACGCGUCCAGUGAAGUGUCUGUCAGCUUCAGCAACGUUUUCAAGCAGCUGUUUUGUGUAGCAGCCAGCCAACUCAGCUCUAUUGUGCACGAGCCCCUUGAGACCCUCGGAGUACUAUUCGAGGAAGCGCUCGAUACUGGUACAACCCAUUUGAUCAAAUCGGUCCGGUAUAACAAGGGAAGCAUAUCCGCCGAGUCCGCCAAGGUAGACCUGGAAGCUGACCCGUUCGGACUCGGGCGUGGGAAAUAUCUCUUCCUGAACCGCCAGCUCACGAAAGGUGCCGCCGACAGAUUCGCUGCAAUGGGUUAUCGUUUCGCUUCUAUCAACCAGGUAUCAGAUCUGCUAGCAAAGAACAUGGAGGUCAAACCGGAGCGAAUGCACAUUCGCUUGGAUCGCAUGAGAUCUUCGGUUUCGAGCGACCACCUUCCUCCACCUGGAGUCCAUCUUGCCUGUUUCAUGGUCCGACCGUCUGUUUCCAAGUCUUUCGACGUCCUUGUGCCUACGGCACUGCAGAACCAGCUACCUACAAGCCAGCUCAAGCUCUCUCUUCUUACGGAAUGGCACAAGCAGGCCAUUCACAAAUACGAUGAAUGGAAGCUGCGAAACGUACUCGAAGCACUUGUUCAUGCCCCAAACGAGACUGUGGGUGAACGUGACUUUCAUUUCACAUUUCAUGCCGCUCUUUUGCGGCUCAUCGACCAGGUCGGGGACAUGGAAUUCAUGAUGGAUGCAGUCUUCAGCGCGAGACCAGUCGAAAUACGUUGUCAGGAGAGUCAUGACGGCGGUGCCCUGAGUGGCAGCAGAUGCACCCUCCUCACCGUGCGGAUUAUGAACACGAUCCACGCGAAGCCCGUUCAGGGUAUGACAUACGUACCGCUGGGCUUCUUCGGCGCGCAGCAGGUGGUCGAGGCUGGUGAUCUCCGCGAAAAGGAACGUUUUGAGAGACGCGUGAGGAUGGAGUUCGGAUAUGGGAUUUUGAAAAAACCGUUUGAGACAAGCGACAUGCAGUCCCCGCCAGGUAGCCCUUGGGGAGCCUGGGGCGGCGAAAGUGGCAGAGGAAGCAUUGGUCAGAAAUGGUCUAGGCUGUGGCCUUCUUGGAGUCGCGGUGAACGAAAGGGAAGUGAAUCCAGCCACGAUAACCACGAGAACGAAGACGAAACAAGGAUCGUGAAGACGGUCGAGAUCAGUCUUAAGGAGGAGAAGGACGAGGAUGGAAGCCUCAGCAGUUCACCUGAUGUCAACCGGGCUGCCACUGCCGACCGGGACUACUCCACUGAAAGUGGCAUCGCCAGUGACGUUGACGAGUUCGAGAAGCGAGAGGUUGCCAAUCGAGGCAGAUACACGGCCGGAGUUUCGGGCGGUGCUGGAGACGGUGUGAGGUUUGCCACCAAGGGCUGCAGAUUAUCGACGGUCGGCGGUGUCGAGAUGGUCGAGAUGGAGGCCGCAGAAAAGGGUGGCUGGGUCAGUGAUGUCUUUGGCAUGUUCCGAUUAUGA